CAGGAAGCAGCUACUCGCAGCGAUGUCUCCCUCCGCCAUCCGUACGAUCAGUCCGCAGUCCGGUGUCGCUGGGAGGAAAAUGCCGUGCGGCCUGUGGAAAGAGACCCUGGCCGUGGCAGAGGACUACCUGUCGGUGUGCAGCUGGGGCCCGCGGGGGGCCCCUCCGCCGCCUCCCGGCCCGGCCGCCGCCACCAUGCGGCGCCUGGCGCAGGACAUGGAGCGCCAGCACCAGGCCAGCUUCCUGUCCAUCUGCCAGACCUUCCUCACGCACGGCGGGCCCGACCUCUGCUCCAGCCUGAGGAAGGUGAUGGAGGAGAUGGUGGGCGAUGGACACUUGAACUGGGGCAGAGUGGUGUCUCUGUUCACCUUCACCGGGCUCUUGGUCCGACUCCUGCGGGAGCAGAAGAAACCGGGGCUGGUCCUCGGGCAGGAAGCUUCCAUCCAUCAGGGACUGGCUGAGACCAUAGCAGACUACUUGGGCGAGGAGAAGAAGGACUGGCUGCUGGAGAACGAUGGCUGGGAGGGGUUCUGUAAGUUCAGCCAGGUCCAGAGCGUCAGUCUGGAGUCCUCGGUGAAGACAGCGCUGUUUGCCGCCGCGGGCGUCGGCCUCGCCGGACUCACCUUCCUGCUGGUGCGCUAGCGCGGCGCGCCACUCUCCACUUCACGUCGGUGCGAUGUUUGACUGGUCCCCAGCGGCCGCCGCCGCCGGCACUUCAGGGCUGAAUGUUUACACUCCUGACACGUUUGGUCACUUUGCUCCUUACGAUUGUACCGAUCAUCUCAAUGCCUUCAGAAAUUGGGGAGCGAGUGACGUCGCCUGGUUCCUUCUCUCAAAUGUGCAGCUGCGACCACGAGGUGGAAGAUGCUCUCCUUGUUUUGAUUCAUCUGCCUCUCCGUCUCGUGCGUCGCCCGCGCUUUCGCCGCCUUCUCCUGUACAAUCGACAAAGUAAUAUAUUAUAUUUAUGAGGAGGAGAGCGCCACCUGGCCAGCGGCGCGCUCCUCGCCCCUCACCUCGCCUGCAGCGAUGUUGCGGUCAGCUGAGCUGAACCGCAGUUUCCCAGGGACCAACUUCAACUGUUGAACGAAACAAGCGCUCCCGACAGACGUUCUAUUUUUACAUUUUGGUUUAUUUAUUUCCUCGCUGUUUUGUAAUAAAAGUUGGAUCAGAUGAAAACCUGAGUGCGAGUCUGUGUCGUGGACGAUUGAGUCGCCCCGAGCCGCCCUCGUGUGUGUGUGUGUGUGAGACUCGGAAGUGAGACACACACUCGAGUCGCUGGUGGA
Messenger RNA from Synchiropus splendidus (mandarinfish), 1281 nucleotides. RefSeq names its product BCL2 like 10 (gene bcl2l10). Gene Ontology annotation, cellular component: mitochondrial outer membrane. NCBI's taxonomy places the organism in Eukaryota, Metazoa, Chordata, Actinopteri, Syngnathiformes, Callionymidae. Gene Ontology annotation, biological process: regulation of apoptotic process; extrinsic apoptotic signaling pathway in absence of ligand; intrinsic apoptotic signaling pathway in response to DNA damage. The coding region runs from base 23 to 640 and encodes 205 amino acids. The record is from RefSeq and is a predicted model, not a curated record. The transcript is spliced from 3 exons. Gene Ontology annotation, molecular function: protein homodimerization activity; protein heterodimerization activity.